UGUGUGCUGCAUGUGUUUGGUGGUUUGGGUUGAUGAAGACCAGGCUGUGAGUUUUACUCGCUCAGUUACAGAGACAGUGGGUUCAUCUACACCCCCUCCACUUCUCUUCACACUUGUGGACUGAGAUGGUAAAAAUAAUGUGCAGACAAAAUGCUUUAAUACUGUAGCAGUGCAACACUUCCUCAGUUUGCAGCAACUAAUUCAGCACAAGAGGAAACACAAUUGUGCAGAACAAAACGCCUUAACCUCACACCUCUUCAUCUCUCACGCUUUUCUUUAUUCUCUGUUUGGCCGUCAGACAUGAGGGGUUGAAGACGCAUGAACCAAUAGCAAUGAUGUCCCUAAAAAUGGAGAUUCCACUUUGUAUGAUGUUUCUCCUCGUGAUCUCAGGAGCUCUUGGGAAUCAAUGGAGUGUGAAAUACAGCAAACUACAUCUUUGUGCUGUAAAAGGAUCUACAGUGGUUAUGGAGGCCACUUACACACAUCCAACAGAUGUUACAGUGAUAAACAGGUUUUGGUUUAUAAACCCAGUUAAGGGUGUAGAACCGACUGAUCUGAGUAAUGAAUCAGGUUACUCAGGCAGAGUGGAGUAUUUAGGAGAUAAACAGAAUCACUUCUCCCUCAGACUGAGUGAUGUGAAGAAAUCAGAUGAACACAUUUACAGCUUCAGAUUCAUAACAACUAAAGAUAAAUAUCAGGGUUAUCCUGGAAUUACACUCAGAGUUACAGAUCUUCAGCUGAUCGCUCCUGCAGAAGUGACAGAGGGAGAAUCAGUCAUUCUGACCUGUAAAACCACCUGCAGUCUGACUGAUCCAACAUUCAUCUGGUACAAAAACACACAUGAUUUAACCACAAACACCUUCAAGAGCAACAAACUCCACCUGCAGAGGGUCAGCAGUGAGGAUGCAGGCAGUUAUAACUGUGCUGUAAGAGGAUCUGAACAUCUCCCAUCUCCUGCUCAAUACCUCAGUGUCAGAUAUCCUCCAAAGAACGUCUCUAUCAGUCUCUCUGGUGAGAUUGUGGAGGGCAGUUCAGUGACUCUGACCUGCAGUAGUGAUGCAAACCCACCUGUGGAGACCUACACCUGGUUUAAUAGAACAACAUCAGUGGGGAAAGGAAAGACCUUCACCAUCUCUAAAGUCAGAACUGAAGACAGUGGAGAGUACAAGUGCAUGUGCAGUAAUGAAGUCGGGCAUCAGAACUCCACCAGUGUAACUCUGAAUGUUCUGUAUCCUCCAAAGAACGUGUUCAUCAGUUCCUCUGGUGAGAAAGUGGAGGGAAUUUCAGUAACUCUGACCUGCAGCAGUGACAGUAACCCACCUGUGGAGACCUACACCUGGUUUAAGGAGAAUGAAACAUCACCUGUAGGAUCAGGACAGAGUUACAGAGCUCUACAGAGUGGACUGUACUACUGUGAGGUUCAGAAUAAACUCGGCUCUGAGAGAUCAGCUGCAGUGGCCAUCAUUAUAAAUGGUGAAUGUGUAAUUGUGAAUGUGGCUGCUGGACUUGGUAUUUUUGCACUUGGAGCUCUUCUCUCUGCCCCCUUCUGGCUGAGAUGCAGGAGACAGAAGAAAAAGGCAGAUGAAGGUGACUAUCAGAACGUUGGGCUGAGUGCUAAAGACGACACGUAUGCAGCUCUCGACCCUGCAGACCGGAAAUCUGAUGAUGUUUAUCACACACUUGCAAUUUCUCAUCCCAGUCCUGCUGAUGUGGACACGAGCUCUUGGGAAUCAAUGGAGUGUGAAAUACAGCAAACUACAUCUCUGUGCUAUCCUCCAAAAAUCUCUAUCAGUCUCUCUGGUGAGAUUGUGGAGGGCAGUUCAGUGACUCUGACCUGCAGCAGUGAUGCAAACCCACCUGUGGAGACCUACACCUGGUUUAAGGGGAUAACUUCAGUGGGGAAAGGAAAGAACUUCACCAUCUCUAAGAUCAGUUCUGAAGACAGUGGAGAGUACAAGUGCAUGUGCAGUAAUGAAGUCGGGCAUCAGAACUCCACCAGUGUAACUCUGAAUGUUCUGUAUCCUCCAAAGAACGUGUCCAUCAGUCCCUCUGGUGAGAUUGUGGAGGGAAGUUCAGUAACUCUGACCUGCAGCAGUGACAGUAACCCACCUGUGGAGACCUACACCUGGUUUAAGGAGAAUGGAUCAUCACGUGUAGGAUCAGGACAGAGUUACAGAGCUCUACAGAGUGGACUGUACUACUGUGAGGUUCAGAAUAAACUCGGCUCUGAGAGAUCAGCUGCAGUGUCCAUCACUAUAACCAUAGAUCAGAGUGUAGGUGUGUAUGCAGGUGUUGGGGGUGUUGGGGUUGUGUGUGUUUGUGUCAUUGGUGUCAUCAUCUUGUGUAAAAGCAGGAAAAAUAAAAGAAUUGACCAAAGUGUGAAAGAGGAUUUUUAUGAAAAUGUAGCUGUGAAUAGAGUCAACGCUGCAUCUGGUUCAGCCUCGGCCAAACAGGAUGAAGUCCUGUAUGCUAAAGUUGUACGCCAGCGUGCUGUUGAUCUCGGGGAUGCUGGAAGUUCUGCUGCAAUCACUUCUGCCUCUGGGGAGGACGAGGUUCAGUACGCUAGUGUUAAAUUUACACGCACUGGUGCUGAUGACAGGUCUUCCAAUGCUGAGGAUCUCAGAGAACCCCUGCCCGAGCCACCACUGGAGGGCCUCAUGUGCAGGAGCCCGAGCGGAACUAUGCUGGAUGCUGCCGCCAUGAGCCCUAGCAGCCUCUGGAACUGCCGUACAGUGAGUGGCUGGCCUUCCCGCACCCUCCUGACGGCCGUAAGGAUGACCUCGACCCGAGCAGGCGACAACUGUGCCUGCAUCCCGGCCGCGUCCCAUACCACGCCCAAAAAGCCGAAACCCAAGCACCUUCAUGCAGGAGAGGACGACAUCUCGAUGCCGAAUCGCCUGGUGCUCCGAGGGAGCCAUGAUCAACCAAUCGUCGAUGUAAUUCACAAUGCGGAUGCCCUGAAGCCGCAGCGGGGCCAGUGCAGCAUCGACGCACAACGUGAAGGUGCGGGAUCUACAGUGACGAACCAGUCCCCGGACCUGAUAAGCGUCACGACCCCCUUGAGGAGCAGCUGGGGCGGGGCCCUGCAGCUGAAGACACCUCGAAAGAGGCGGCGUGGCCCCCCCAUCCGUACCGAGACUUUGGGCAGAAGUGGAGGGAGACACCCGCUGGAGGGCGGCCGCGCUCUGAAGCACAUCCUGUGGCAGAGUCCACGGCCCGGCCUCCUGGUGGUGCGGGGGAGGGACGGGCACCGUAGCGUGAGGCGAACUCCGCCCCCUCGACUGAAAACCGUCAGGAUUUCCGCUGCAGCCCGUUUGCUGGAGCCGAGGGUGACCUUCAGGUCAGCCCGCUCCUUCUUGGGCCCAGAGCGACGCCUGGGCCCUUUAGGACCCGCCCGCGGAGACCGGGUGGCGACGCCUGUUUCUGUGCUUGCGGUGCCGGAAGGACCAGGCUGGGGCUGCCGCCGACCAGCCCCACGUGACCGGCGAGGGAGACCAGGAGGAGCCAUCGGUGCGUUCAAGAGCACAGCUCGAUCCUUGUCCGGGAGGUCGGACAGGGUGAGCCACAGAUGCCGCUCUGUGGCUACCAGGGCCGCCAUGGACCGACCAACGGCCCGCGCCGUGUGCCGUGGCCGAAGGGUUAGGUCGGCAGCGCGACGCAACUCCUUAAUGUCGGUGGCCCCGGAGCUAAGUCCCUCAUCCAAGUCACGCAGCAGAACUGGACACCUCGGCGUGCAGAUCAGGAAAACGGCAGGCCCGGCGCCGAGGCGACACAGGGCGCGAAAACGCUCAUCCAGCUUACUGGAACCAAUAGCAAUGAUGUCUCUAAAAUUGAAAAUUCCACUUUGUUUGAUGUUUCUCCUCGUGAUCUCAGGAGCUCUUGGGAAUCAAUGGAGUGUGAAAUACAGCAAACUACAUCUCUGUGCUGUAAAAGGAUCUACAGUGGUUAUGGAGGCCACUUACACACAUCCAACAGAUGUUACAGUUAAUAACAGGUUUUGGUUAAUAAACUUAGUUAAGGGUGUAGAACCGACUGAUCUGAGUAAUGAAUCAGGUUACUCAGGCAGAGUGGAGUAUUUAGGAGAUAAACAGAAUCACUUCUCCCUCAGACUGAGUGAUGUGAAGAAAUCAGAUGAAAACAUGUACUGCUUUAGAAUCAUAAUAACUGGAGAUGGAUAUCAGGGUCAUCCUGGAAUUACACUCCGUGUUACAGAUCUUCAGGUGAUCGCUCCUGCAGAAGUGACAGAGGGAGAAUCAGUCAUUCUGACCUGUAAAACCACCUGCAGUCUGACUGAUCCAACAUUUAUCUGGUACAAAAACACACAUGAUUUAACCACAAACACCUUCAAGAGCAAUGAACUCCACCUGCAGAGGGUCAGCAGUGAGGAUGCAGGCAGUUAUAACUGUGCUGUAAGAGGAUCUGAACAUCUCCCAUCUCCUGCUCAAUACCUCAGUGUCAGAUAUCCUCCAAAGAACAUCUCAGUGUCCAUCAGUCCCUCUGGUGAGAUUGUGGAGGGCAGUUCAGUGACUCUGACCUGCAGCAGUGACGCAAACCCACCUGUGGAGACCUACACCUGGUUGAUGGGGACAACAUCAGUGGGGAAAGGAAAGACCUUCACCAUCUCUAAUAUCAGCUUUGAAGACAGUGGAGAGUACAAGUGCAUGUGCAGUAAUGAAAUCGGACAUCAGAACUCCACCAGUGUAACUCUGAAUGUUCUGUAUCCUCCAAAGAGAGUCUCAGUGUCCAUCAGCAUCUCUUCUAACCAAGUGAAGGAAAGUUCAGUGACUCUGACCUGCAGCAGUGACAGUAACCCACCUGUGGAGAACUACACCUGGUUUAAGGAGAAUGAAGCAUCACCUGUAGGAUCAGGACAGAGUUACAGAGCUCUACAGAGUGGACUGUACUACUGUGAGGUUCAGAAUAAACUCGGCUCUGAGAGAUCAGCUGCAGUGUCCAUCACUAUAAAUGGUGGCUCGGUGAUUGUGUAUGUGGCUGCUGGAUUUUUUGCACUUGGAGCUCUUCUCUCUGCCCCCUUCUGGCUGAGUUGCAGGAGACAGAAGAAAAAGGCAGAUGAAGGUGAUCAUCAGAACGUUGGGCUGAGUGCUAAAGACGACACGUAUGCAGCUCUCAACACUGCAGGCCGGAAAUCUGAUGAUGUUUAUCACACACUUGCAAUUUCUCAUCCCAGUCCUGCUGAUGUGGACACUUGCAGCAACAAAUUCAGAGAAAGAGGAAAAAGCAACAACUCGUCUGAAACAACCUUCUAUUCUCACGCUUUUCUUUACUCUGUUUGGUCGUCGUACAUGAAGGUCGAGGAACACGGAGCUCUUGGGAAUCAAUGGAGUGUGAAAUACAGCAAACUACAUCUCUGUGCUGUAAAAGGAUCUACAGUGGUUAUGGAGGCCACUUACACACAUCCAAGUGAUACAGUGAAUAACAGGUUUUGGUUUAUAAACCCAGUUAAGGGUGUAGAAGCGACUGAUCUGCGUAAUGAACCAGGUUACUCAGGCAGAGUGGAGUAUUUAGGAGAUGAACAGAAUCACUUCUCCCUCAGACUGAGUGAUGUGAAGAAAUCAGAUGAACACAUGUACUAUUUCAAAUUCAUAACAACUAAAGAUAAAUAUCAGGGUAAAUCUGGAAUUACACUCAGAGUUACAGAUCUUCAGCUGAUCGCUCCUGCAGAAGUGACAGAGGGAGAAUCAGUCAUUCUGACCUGUAAAACCACCUGCAGUCUGACUGAUCCAACAUUCAUCUGGUACAAAAACACACAUGAUUUAACCACAAACACCUUCAAGAGCAACAAACUCCACCUGCAGAGGGUCAGCAGUGAGGAUGCAGGCAGUUAUAACUGUGCUGUAAGAGGAUCUGAACAUCUCCCAUCUCCUGCUCAAUACCUCAGUGUCAGAUAUCCUCCAAAGAACGUGUACAUCAGUCUCUCUGGUGAGAUUGUGGAGGGCAGUUCAGUGACUCUGACCUGCAACAGUGAUGCAAACCCACCUGUGGAGACCUACACCUGGUUUAAUAGAACAACAUCAGUGGGGAAAGGAAAGACCUUCACCAUUUCUAAAGUCAGUUCUGAAGACACUGAAAAGUACAAGUGCAUGUGCAGUAAUAAAGUCGGGCAUCAGAACUCCACCAGUGUAACUCUGAAUGUUCUGUAUCCUCCAAAGAACGUGUUCAUCAGUUCCUCUGGUGAGAAAGUGGAGGGAAUUUCAGUAACUCUGACCUGCAGCAGUGACAGUAACCCACCUGUGGAGACCUACACCUGGUUUAAGGAGAAUGAAACAUCACCUGUAGGAUCAGGACAGAGUUACAGAGCUCUACAGAAUGUACUGUACUACUGUGAGGUUCAAAAUAAACUCGGCUCUGAGAGAUCAGCUGCAGUGGCCAUCAUUAUAAAUGGUGAAUGUGUAAUUGUGAAUGUGGCUGCUGGACUUGGUAUUUUUGCACUUGGAGCUCUUCUCUCUGCCCCCUUCUGGCUGAGAUGCAGGAGACAGAAGAAAAGGCAGAUGAAGGUGACUAUCAGGAGCUCUUGGGAAUCAAUGGAGUGUGAAAUACAGCAAACUACAUCUCUGUGCUUUAAGGAUGUAGAACCGACUGAUCUGAGUAAUGAAUCAGGUUACUCAGGCAGAGUGGAGUAUUUAGGAGAUAAACAGAAUCACUUCUCCCUCAGACUGAGUGAUGUGAAGAAAUCAGAUGAAAACAUGUACAGCUUCAGAUUCAGAACAACUAAAGAUAAAUAUCAGGGUGUUCCUGGAAUUACACUCAGAGUUACAGAUCUUCAGCUGAUCGCUCCUGCAGAAGUGACAGAGGGAGAAUCAGUCAUUCUGACCUGUAAAACCACCUGCAGUCUGACUGAUCCAACAUUCAUCUGGUACAAAAACACACAUGAUUUAACCACAAACACCUUCAAGAGCAACAAACUCCACCUGCAGAGGGUCAGCAGUGAGGAUGCAGGCAGUUAUAACUGUGCUGUAAGAGGAUCUGAACAUCUCCCAUCUCCUGCUCAAUACCUCAGUGUCAGAUAUAACAAAACCAUUAAUUAUGACACUAAACUGCUUUCUUCACUCUUAUCAUGGAACUCUUUAGAUCCACCAAAGAGCGUCUCUAUCAGUCUCUCUGGUGAGAUUGUGGAGGGCAGUUCAGUGACUCUGACCUGCAGCAGUGAUGCAAACCCACCUGUGGAGACCUACACCUGGUUUAAUAGAACAACAUCAGUGGGGAAAGGAAAGACCUUCACCAUCUCUAAAAUCAGUUCUGAAGACAGUGGAGAGUACAAGUGCAUGUGCAGUAAUAAAGUCGGGCAUCAGAACUCCACCAGUGUAACUCUGAAUGUUCUGUAUCCUCCAAAGAACAUCUCAGUGUCUAUCAGUUCCUCUGGUGAGAAAGUGGAGGGAAGUUCAGUGACUCUGACCUGCAGCAGUGACAGUAACCCACCUGUGGAGACCUACACCUGGUUUAAGGAGAAUGGAUCAUCACCUGUAGGAUCAGGACAGAGUUACAGAGCUCUACAGAGUGGACUGUACUACUGUGAGGUUCAGAAUAAACUCGGCUCUGAGAGAUCAGCUGGAGUGUCCAUCACUUUAACCAUAGAUCAGAGUGUAGGUGUCUAUGCAGGUGUUGGGGGUGUUGGGGUUGUGGGUGUUUGUGUCAUUGGUGUCAUCAUCUUGUGUAAAAGCAGGAAAAAUAAAAGAAUUGACCAAAGUGUAAAAGAGGAUUUUUAUGAAAAUGUAGCGGUGAAUAGAGUCAACGCUGCUUCUGAUUCAGCCUCGGCCAAUCAGAAUGAAGUUCUGUAUGCUAAAGUUGUACGCCAGCGUGCUGUUGAUCUCGGGGAUGCUGGAAGUUCUGCUGCAAUCACUUCUGCCUCUGGGGAGGACGAGGUUCAGUACGCUAAUGUUAAAUUUACACGCACUGGUGCUGACGACAGUUUGCUGAUGACACUACAGUCAUUUGGCCUCAUCCAGGAUGGAGACAAGCCUGCUUACAGACAGGAGGUUAAAGAGCUGUCUGUCUGGUGCAACCACCACAACCUGGAGCUCAACACAUUCAAAGCAGUGGAGAUGAUCGUGGACUUCAGGAGAAAUCCCCCAGCACUCCCCCCACACACCAUCAUGAACAGCACUGUAACAACAGUGGAGUCAUUCAAGUUUCUGGAUCUUCAGCUGAUCGCUCCUGCAGAAGUGACAGAGGGAGAAUCAGUCAUUCUGACCUGUAAAACCACCUGCAGUCUGACUGAUCCAACAUUCAUCUGGUACAAAAACACACAUGAUUUAACCACAAACACCUUCAAGAGCAAUGAACUCCACCUGCAGAGGGUCAGCAGUGAGGAUGCAGGCAGUUAUAACUGUGCUGUAAGAGGAUCUGAACAUCUCCCAUCUCCUGCUCAAUACCUCAGUGUCAGAUACCCACCAGAGAACAUCUCAGUGUUCAUCAGUCCCUCUGGUAAAAUUGUGGAGGGCAGUUCAGUAACUCUGACCUGCAGCAGUGAUGCAAACCCACCUGUGGAGAACUACACCUGGUUUAAUGGAACAUCAUCAGUGGGAAAAGGAAAGACCUUCACCAUCUCUAAGAUCACUGCUGAAGACAGUGGAGAGUACAAGUGCAUGUGCAGUAAUAAAGUUGGACAUCAGAACUCCACCAGUGUAACUCUGAAUGUUCUGUAUCCUCCAAAGAGAGUCUCAGUGUCCAUCAGCAUCUCUUCUAACCAAGUGGAGGGAAGUUCAGUAACUCUGACCUGCAGCAGUGACAGUAACCCACCUGUGGAGACCUACACCUGGUUUAAGGAAAAUGAAACAUCACCUGUAGGAUCAGGACAGAGUUACAGAGCUCUACAGAGUGGACUGUACUACUGUGAGGUUCAGAAUAAACUCAUCUCUGAGAGAUCAGCUGCAGUGUCCAUCAUUAUAAAUGGUGGUUCUGUAAUUGUGAAUGUGGCUGCUGGACUUGGUAUUUUUGCACUUGGAGCUCUUCUCUCUGCCCCCUUCUGGCUGAGAUGCAGGAGACAGAAGAAAAAGUCAGAUGAAGGUGAUCAUCAGAACAUUGGGCUGAGUGCUAAAGACGACACGUAUGCAGCUCUCAACCCUGCAGGCCGGAAAUCUGAUGAUGUUUAUCACACACUUGCAAUUUCUCAUCCCAGUCCUGCUGAUGGCCGUAGGGAGGCCUCGGAGGGGAACGAAGUGACAGGCUUUGGAGAAUCGGUCUUCCACCAUGAGGAUGCAGGGAUGAUGGCUCGGCCUACUGGACACCCUGUGGGGAUUUGUUCUCCUCGUGUGGCCAAACCUCAGGAGACAGUGGAUAGACACGACCCUUUUAGCCCCCAGUACCAGAUUGAUAGUACCACUGUUGAGAAGGUGCCUGGAAAAGCCACUGGGCUGCCGGAUGGCGGUGGAGAAGCCCGGGUGGCGGUAGCUGACGUGAGCGCCACCCGGAGAGUGGCGGUAAGCUCCCUGAUGGGAUCUGAAGCGCCACCCGGCUGUGGAUCUAUUGCGAGACACGAUGUGUUUACUGUAGAAAACAACACUUCCUUAGUUGCAGCAACAAAUUUAGUGAAAGAGAAAAAAAGCAACAACUCCUCCGAAACAACCUUCAACUCUUACACUUUUCUUUACUCUGUUUGGUCGUCGUACAUGAAGGUAGAGGAACACGAACCUCUAGAAAUGAUGUCCAGCGAAAUGGUGACCCAAUUUUUUCUGAUCUUCCUCCUGAUGAUCUCAGGAGCUCUUGGGAAUCAAUGGAGUGUGAAAUACAGCAAACUACAUCUCUGUGCUGUAAAAGGAUCUACAGUGGUUAUGGAGGCCAAUUACACACAUCCAACAGAUGUUACAGUGAAUAACAGGUUUUGGUUAAUAAACCCAGUUAAGGAUGUAGAAGCGACUGAUCUGAGUAAUGAAUCAGGUUACUCAGGCAGAGUGGAGUAUUUAGGAGAUAAACAGAAUCACUUCUCCCUCAGACUGAGUGAUGUGAAGAAAUCAGAUGAACACAUGUACAGCUUCAGAUUCAUAACAACUAAAGAUAAAUAUCAGGGUUAUCCUGGAAUUACACUUAAUGUUACAGAUCUUCAGCUGAUCGCUCCUGCAGAAGUGACAGAGGGAGAAUCAGUCAUUCUGACCUGUAAAACCACCUGCAGUCUGACUGAUCCAACAUUCAUCUGGUACAAAAACACACAUGAUUUAACCACAAACACCUCCAAGAGCAACGAACUCCACCUGCAGAGGGUCAGCAGUGAGGAUGCAGGCAGUUAUAACUGUGCUAUAAGAGGAUUUGAACAUCUCCCAUCUCCUGCUCAAUACCUCAGUGUCAGAUAUCCUCCAAAGAACAUCUCAGUGUCCAUCAGCCCCUCUAGUAAAAUAGUGGAGGGCACUUCAGUGACUCUGACCUGCAGCUGUGAUGCAAACCCACCUGUGGGGAACUACACCUGGUUUAAUGAAACAGAAUCAGUGGGGAAAGGAAAGACCUUUACCAUCUCUAAAGUCAGCUCUAAGGACAGUGGAAAGUACAAGUGCAUGUGCAGUAAUGAAGUCGGGCAUCAGAACUCCACCAGUGUAACUCUGAAUGUUCUGUAUCCUCCAAAGAACGUGUCUAUCAGUUCCUCUGGUGAGAAAGUGGAGGGCAGUUCAGUGACUCUGACCUGCAGCAGUGAUGCAAACCCACCUGUGGAGAACUACACCUGGUUUAAGGAGAAUGAAUCAUCACCUGUAGGAUCAGGACAGAGUUACAGAGCUCUACAGAGUGGACUGUACUACUGUGAGGCUCAGAAUAAACUCGGCUCUGAGAGAUCAGCUGCAGUGUCCAUCACUAUAACUGGGGCUCUAAAUGGAAUGAAUCUAGCUGUGUAUGCAGGUCUUGUGGUGCUUGUGUGUGUUUGCCUCAUUGGUGUUAUCAUCUUGCUUAAAAUGAAAAAUAAAAGAACUGGAUCAACAGUAGACCAAAGUAUAAAGCAGGAAAAUCUUUAUGAAAAUGUAACAAAGAAUCAAGUCGAUCCUGCAUUUGAUUCCGCCUCGGCCAAUCAGGAUGAAGCCCUGUAUGCUAAAGUUGUACGGCGUGCCAAAGACGCUGAGAGUUCUGAUGCAGACGCUUCAGGCUCCGGGGAGGACGAGGUUCAGUACGCGAGCGUCCGAUUUAUUAAUUCUGGUGCUGAAUACAGGCCUUCCAAUGCUGAGGAUCCCAGUGUGAUCUACAGCAGCGUGAAGUAACCAGCAUUCACCUGUUCAUUUGACCUCACCAUCAACCUCCACCUGGUCUUACUGGAGACCUUACUGGAAAGCUUUUAACAGCUUUAUUGGCUUGUUUGUAAAUGAAGCUGGUUUUAAACUUUCAUCUGCGGGUGAGUGUGUCGCCUUCACGCUCUGAUCAUGAGCUCAUCUCGGCUAACAAUCAAUGCAAUUUCAAUUCACCAAUCGGCCUGAAAAUAAUCCAAGUGUAAAGCUAGAUUUAGAUCUUCUGGACACUCGCUGGCAAAAAAAAAAAAAAACAGUAGAUUUCAAAUCUACACUUGUUAAGAAAAACAACUUGAUAAUAUUGGAUACAUAAAUAUGUAUAAAACCUUUAGCUGCCAAUCACAGUUUGUUUAAACAGAGAUGACUCAGUAUAAACGCUGCCCCCAAGCUCCGAAUCCAGUCAAAUUCAUCAUCCGAUUAGUGUCCUUCAAAACCCAUGAAGCUCUAGUAGAAGAAGAACGAGUAGAAUCAACCAACAUGCCAAAAUAAGAGCAACAGCUACCUGAACAUCUGUAAUGACAAUAGCUUUUUCUAAUUCACAUGAUACAAUUAUAUUUUGACACAAUGGAUAUUUAUGAUAAUUCACUUAUUGUUUAUGACAUAUGCAGAAAUAUUUUUUAAUAUUUAAUUACAUUAAUAUAUUUUCAUGUACAUAUGCUAAUUUCUAGUUUGUAUUGUAUUUUAUGUUGUUGUUUUCUGUAACUGGUUACGUGAAAUAUAGAAAUAAUGUGUAUAUUCUGGUGUGUUGAGUCACAGUAUUCCUUUAAACUAAACCUUUUGCUUGUGUGUGUAAUGAAUGAUCUUUUUUUUUUAUUGUAUUUCUUUAUAUGGGUGUGUCUCAGUGUUUCCUGUAAAGUCACAAUAAUUCAGUAGACAACUGUUUUUUCCUCUCUGACAAUCUUUUGCUGUGAAUCCUUUGGCUUGAUAGAAGAACCACAAUGUUAUUUUGCUUAAUAUUUUCAUUUUCAUUAUUAUAUUAAACUCUAUUUUCUCAGGAA
This is a messenger RNA of Silurus meridionalis, 12214 nucleotides long. RefSeq lists its product as uncharacterized. NCBI's taxonomy places the organism in Eukaryota, Metazoa, Chordata, Actinopteri, Siluriformes, Siluridae. The record is from RefSeq and is a predicted model, not a curated record.